CAGCGAGCGACACAGGUGCGGCUCAUAGCCCCGACCCAUGACAAGCACGCCCUCGACGCUUGCGAUCGACGCACAACUGGCGCAACGCCGAGCGUAUUUUCGCGACAAACAGAGGCUGCAUCGCCGCAAGGACAAGGAACGGAUCGCGGCCUUGCGCGACGAGUGCCAAACGCUGCAACUCCUAGCUCGAUUCCUACAAGCCAAACAUCACAGACCGCCCACGCCGUGCGAGGACGAGCAUCAAGGUGGCAUGUCGCUGUCGUGGCAGGUCAUCGCGACCACAUUUCGUCAAGAGUCGCAAAGAGGACAACGGGACAACAAGGACUUGAUCGCACAAACAAAUAGCUACCGCCGAUGCAUCGACUUGAUGGACACUGUCCGUGAUGCCUACCACGUUCUACCCAUGGCGACGGCGUCGUGGAGUCGAUUGUUCCGGCAUGCCAUUCUCCCGUCGGAUCCGCACGCGCGGCGGGUCGCAAAGGAGUGGCUGACGCUGCACAUGUACCACAACACGGACCGCGUGUUGAGCCAAGUCCAGUCUCGACCAUCUUGCGACUUGUUUUUGGACUUUGACGUCGAGUACACUGGUCCGCACAUCAUCUUCAUCGAGCACUCGCACGAGCUGCUGUCGUUUCCGAUGGCCCACGUCGUCCACGUCCUCCGCCACAACCUCAACUGUUUAUGGCAUUUUGAUGCGAGCCAGGUCAUGAUCGAGUCUGCGAGCAACACGCAGUACUAUCGGUACCGCCACCCGAGAGACGCCACGUGGAAUCUCCUGCAAGCGUACUUUCACGAAGCGGAUCGGUGCGUGAUCGUGUUCCGACGCAUUCAGGAAGACGCGGACGAGCCCGAGUUGAAGCGUCGGCAGAAGCACGUAAUGGAAUGGCUCGACAUCCGACGAGUGACGGCGACGACCACCACCGUCCGCACGCUGCUGGUUACGUCGCAGGCUCGCACGAACGACAGGUUCUUGACGGUGGACGAAGUCGCGGCCGAGUGCGGCGUCGAAAUGGCUGGUGUUUCGGACGAUCGUGCCAAGAAGGACAUACUGAAGGCGUUUGUGGUGACGAAAGCCCGAGACUUUGCCGCCACGUACAACGAGCGACUGGUGGACGAGCUGUUGUGCAUGCUGAGCCCCGAUCCGCGCAGCAGCACGAACACUAGUCUUGUGGAUGUGGCAAAUUAGGUGUGAUUGACCAACUGGAAUGGUGUUACGAGAGAUGGAGUAGUCCCUAGGCGAAGGUGCUGAACGGUCCUUCGGCAUGCCACCAAGUGCUGCGUUUGGCUAUUGCAGUGAACGUCGAUGGAUAACAAAAUUGUUGAAAGUGGUUGGUGUGAGCGCAUACCGGCGAGUGGCCUUGAACUUGCAAGGUCGCAUUCUUCAAGAUUGUGUGGUCAAGUUGUCG
Messenger RNA from Aphanomyces invadans, 1406 nucleotides. RefSeq lists its product as hypothetical. The transcript is spliced from 4 exons. Bases 38 to 1186 code for a protein of 382 amino acids. Lineage: Eukaryota; Oomycota; Saprolegniomycetes; Saprolegniales; Verrucalvaceae. The record is from RefSeq and is a predicted model, not a curated record.